GUGUCUUGCUCUCCUCGCACACGCGUUGUUCACCUAUAUCGCCAUGAAAGCCUACAAGAAACUGGAGGGUGUCUUCGAGAAGGCCUAUCGCUUUCAGCACUUCGUGGAUCUUGGAUAUUGGGAUGCCUCGGUCAUGAUGCCGCCCUGCGGCGCCGAGGCACGCGGAGAGGCGAUGGCCGUGCUGGUCAGCCACAUCCACCAGAUGUACUCCUCGCCAGAGGUACAGGCGAUGAUCGCAGAGGCGGCGACUGCAGAGGGUGAGAUGACGGACGUGGAACGCGCCAACUUCUGCGAGAUGCAGCGCAUUGUGAAGGAGGAAACGAUGUUCACUGAUGAGUUCGUGCAGCGUAAAGCAAAGGUGACGAACAUGGCGCAGCAGGUAUGGGCCAAGGCGAGGGCGGCGAACGACUUUGAGAUGUUCCUGCCGUACUUUAAGCAGACGGUGGAGGUGGCGCGCGAGGAAGGCCGUCUCCGUGCGGCUGACGCAGACACGACGCCGUACGGUGCCAUGCUGAUGCACAACGAGCCCGGCCUCACGGUGGAAACGCUGGAGGAGAUUUUCAACGACAUCAAGUCCUGGCUGCCGCAGUUGAUCCGAGAGGUGCAGGAGAACCGCAAGGACAUCGACGCCUCCAUCGUGCCGCUCCAGACGCCGAUUCCAGUGGAGAAGCAGGCUGCUGUCGGCAAGUUCUUCGCGCAGGUGUGGGGCUACGAUCCGGAGGGCCGCCUCGACAUCGCUCCGCACCCGUUCUCUGGCAUGGUGAAAGAGGACAGCCGCAUCACGACGCACUACUCGGUGGACAACUACGAGAAGUCCGUGUUUGCGACGAUCCACGAGACGGGCCACUCCCGGUACGAGACGGGCUGCGGCCCGCGCGAGAAACUCGGCCAGCCGGUGUGCAUGGCGCGCUCCGCCGGCAUUCACGAGAGUCAGUCGCGCUUCGGCGAGGUCAUCAUCGGCCGCUCCGGCGCGUUUGCGGAAUUUAUGGCGCCGCACCUGAGGGAGUACUUCGGCGACCAGCCCGCCUUCACGGUGGAGAACGUGCGGAAGCUGAACCAGGUGGUGAAGCCAGGCUUCAUCCGUGUUGCUGCGGAUGAGGUGUGCUACCCGAUGCACGUGAUCAUGCGUUUCGAGAUCGAACGCGCGUUGAUCGACGGCGAGAUGGAGCCGGAGCAGGUGCCGCAGGUGUGGGCGGAGAAGGUGAAGGAGUACUUCGGCAUCGACACGGAAGGCCGCGACGACAUCGGCUGUCUUCAAGAUGUGCACUGGUCCUCAGGCUACUACGCUGGCUUUCCGUCCUACGCGAUCGGGUCCAUCUUUGCCGCGCAGCUGAUGACCACCAUCAAGAAGGAGAUCGGCGAGGACACCGUGGACAAGUGCAUCCGCACCGGCGACAUGACACCCAUCCUUGAGAAGCAGCGGGAGAAGGUGUGGAGCGUGGGCUGCAUGUAUCCGACGAUGAUGGAUGUCGUGGUGAAGGCAACCGGCGAGCCGCUGACCACCAAGUACUUCCGCGCACACCUGGAGCGCCGUUACCUGCGCAACGAGGAUUAG
Molecule: messenger RNA, 1555 nt
Organism: Leptomonas pyrrhocoris
Lineage: Eukaryota; Euglenozoa; Kinetoplastea; Trypanosomatida; Trypanosomatidae
Product: putative mitochondrial carboxypeptidase, putative,metallo-peptidase, Clan MA(E), family 32
Exons: 1
Coding region: 509-1555 (348 amino acids)
Biological process (GO): proteolysis
Molecular function (GO): metallocarboxypeptidase activity
Source: RefSeq, a predicted model, not a curated record